AGAGAGGGUGAAUGAAAUAGGAUAGCUUUCGACCUCAUUUCCUCGUGCUUUGUCUUUUCUUCUGCUGCAAAAGAAUAGGAUAUAUAGAGAUGGAUGGGGUUGAUGGACAAAGAAAAGGACAGGUGAUUUUAAUGGCUUUUUUGAGCUUUUGAGCUUUGUUUAUUCUUUGCGAAUAGAAGCAGUUACUGUUGCUGUUGGUAUCGGGUUGUUGAUAUAUAGAAUAGAAUAAGAGAAAGGGAGAGAGAGAGAGAGGGAGAGGAAAAGAAAGGGAAAAGGAGAGAUUGAGUUAAUGGGGUUUCCAGAAUCUGGAUACCAGUCAAAGAUAUUGGUCCAGUUGCUUUGGGUUCUUGCAUAAAAAAUAUAAACCAAGGGGGAAUACUGCAAGAUUUCUUUUCUUGUAACACUUGGAAUGGAUUUUUGGAUUCAAUAUACAGAAGGGUGAAAAGAGCUGCAAACAUCAAAGAGAAAAGAGUCAUUGAAGAUUUGAUUUUGACGGUUUGUUUGGGUUUAUGAUAACUGGUAUUGGUUGUUGAAUAAGAGCUUUAUCGAUAGGGAAAACAUUUGAUGGGUAAGAAGCCUCAAAAGACCAAGGAACUUUCGGUAGCAAUCGCUGAGGCUUCAACGGGAGGAGGAGGAGAAGAGGUCCAGCAACAAACACAGCCUCAGGCUCAACCUCGUAGAAAGAGAGGUAGACCUCGAAAACAUGUUGAGAAAAGUGAAACUGAAACUGAAACUGAAGAGAGAAAAGAAGAGGAAGCAGCGGAAGUUAGUGAGAACCAAUCAAAGAAAGUAAAAGUUUCAGUGGAAGAACAACAACAGAAAGAAGAAGAAGAAGAAGAAGAAGAAGAAGAAGAAGAAGAAGAAGAAGAAGGGCAACAUGAGGAAAAGCCAGAAGCAAAGGCAGAGGCAUCAUCAACUCCUGUGGGACAAUCCAUGACGAGUGAGCCUCCAAGAAGGAGAUCAAGAAGAAAAAGCCAACCCAGAAAGAGCAGCUAAAAUUGCUUUUAACUGGUAUUUGCUGUCUCCUGUUUUAAUUGCCUUUACAAAUUCUGGUAAAUCCUUCCUUCUUCUUCUUUUUGGUUUUUUAUUCCUUUCUCGAAUACAUAUAUGAUUAGCUUCAGGAAAAGAACAUCAAAAUGGUUUUGCUUUUCAUGUUGAUUAAAGAUUGAAGAUGAAGCUUCUUGGUCCCAUGGAAAUUUGUUGCUUUAUCAGUUUAUUUCUUUCAAAUGUAAAAACAGAAAAGCAUAAUAGAAAGGGUCUUGCUUAUUUUUUCUUCUCUUUA
Molecule: messenger RNA, 1282 nt
Organism: Theobroma cacao (cacao)
Lineage: Eukaryota; Viridiplantae; Streptophyta; Magnoliopsida; Malvales; Malvaceae
Source: RefSeq, a predicted model, not a curated record